Fonsecaea nubica is the source of this 1746-nucleotide messenger RNA. RefSeq lists its product as hypothetical. The coding region runs from base 1 to 1746 and encodes 581 amino acids. The record is from RefSeq and is a predicted model, not a curated record. Lineage: Eukaryota; Fungi; Ascomycota; Eurotiomycetes; Chaetothyriales; Herpotrichiellaceae. The transcript has a single exon.
AUGGUUGAUUCAAAGUCAGCUGCACUCAGCGCGGCCACCAGUCUAAAUCCAGAGGCAGCCUCUUUUACCAUGCCCGCCAACAAUGGAGAGACCACUCUCAAUGGUACCACCCAAAGUCUUCAGCCGGCGGCGAUGAAUGGGAAUGACCAGACGAAAGAUUCCAAAAAAUCCAAGGCGCGGCCCGAAAGUGCACCUCGAACUACCACAGAACAAAACGUGGCCGAAGCAGGAGCAGGAGCCAAAUUGACUGGCGCGCAGUUGAAAAAACAGAAGGCGGCUGAAAAGGCGGCAAGAAGAGCCGAAAAGGUUGCUGAAAAGGGAGCACAAGCCGUAGCCCAGGCACAAGGGCAGACCGCAGCGUCAGGAGCAAAAUCAGAAACGCAAAGACGACCAUCAACAACGAAGAGAGAAAGUGACACGGGUCCACAUCAUAAACGGACACCCUCAGGCAAGGCUUUACCUAUCCGCGGUGCGAUCCAACAACAGCAACAACCGCCUCAUGGCUCCACGGUGCCGGAGAAAGAGAAGCGCCAGGACCUCAAACGCGUGUCAAUGUUCUCUCACCUGUACCCAAAGGAAAAGAAAGCCACGUUGUCCGGAGCUGGUCGAGAAAUACAUCCCGCUGUGAUAUCGCUAGGAUUACAGCUCCGUGACUUUGUGAUCUGCGGCGGCAAUGCACGUUGUGUAGCGACUCUUCUUGCUUUCAAAAAGGUUAUCCAAACAUAUACCACUCCUGCAGGUGUGGCGCUCUCUCGACAUCUACUCACCCAUCUCAAUCACCAGAUUGCAUAUCUACGCAAUGCGCGUCCAUUGAGCAUGAGCCAGGGGAACAGCAUCCGAUGGCUGAAGAACUUGAUCUCCACGCAACCGGUUGAGGCUACCGAUAGCGAAGCUAAACAAAGUAUAUGUCGUGCCAUCGACUUGUUCAUCCGCGAGAGGAUCACGCUAGCCGAUGAGGUGAUUGCCCGAGAAGCCAGUUCGCGGAUUCAAGACGGAGACGUGAUUUUGACAUACGGGAAGAGCAGUAUCGUUGAGAAAACACUCCUCACUGCGCAUCAGCAGGGAAAGAAUUUCCAAAUCAUUGUCGUCGACUCGAGACCUAUGUUCGAAGGCAAAAACCAUGCCCAAAGCCUCAUACGUGCAGGUCUCCAGGUCCACUAUACUCUCCUAUCUGGUCUAGCAGAUGUGCUUGAUAACCGAUCCCAAUCUGUCACCAAAUGCUUCUUGGGUGCUUCCGCGAUGCUAGGCAACGGAAAGCUGCUCUCUCGUGCAGGGUCCGCCAUCGUUGCUAUGAUGGCUAAGGAAUCGACCAAGAAUAAAAGCCGGAACGUCCCUGUUAUUGUCUUGUGCGAGACUGUCAAAUUUACAGCGAAGGCUGCGCUCGACAGUAUCAUUAUGAAUGAAUUGGGCGAGCCAGAUGCUUUGGUGGAAAGUGCCGAAGCGGAGGUCUUGUCGUCAACCAAGCCAGCUACAGAAGCCAGUGUUGCAGGAAAAGGCGCCAACAAGAAGUCGAAUCAGCAAAAGGACAAGAAGGAUGAAGACGAUGGGGAUGAGAAGAGCGGCUCGUCGAAUACUCGGGGGUUGGAGGAUUGGAGGGAUCAACCAAAUCUGUUCCUACUGAAUCUUAUGUACGAUGUAACACCGGCGGAAUUCCUGGAUCUUGUGGUGUGUGAACUGGGCAGUCUGCCGCCUCAGGCUGUGCCGGUGGUGAACGGUGUGCAUGGGGACGACCAAACGCUGGCUUAA